This is a messenger RNA of Suricata suricatta (meerkat), 2721 nucleotides long. It is a transcript of the gene SURF4, whose product is annotated as surfeit 4. Gene Ontology annotation, biological process: Golgi organization. The record is from RefSeq and is a predicted model, not a curated record. NCBI's taxonomy places the organism in Eukaryota, Metazoa, Chordata, Mammalia, Carnivora, Herpestidae. The transcript has 5 exons. The coding region runs from base 82 to 762 and encodes 226 amino acids. Gene Ontology annotation, cellular component: endoplasmic reticulum; membrane; endoplasmic reticulum-Golgi intermediate compartment.
UUCCUCCGGGUCACCAAGCAGUACCUGCCCCACGUGGCGCGCCUCUGCCUCAUCAGCACGUUCCUGGAGGACGGCGUGCGCAUGUGGUUCCAGUGGGGCGAGCAGCGCGACUACAUCGACACGACCUGGGGCUGCGGCUACGCGCUGGCCUCCGCCUUCGUGCUCCUCAACCUGCUGGGGCAGCUGACCGGCUGCAUCCUGGUGUUGAGCAGGAACUUCGUGCAGUACGCCUGCUUCGGGCUCUUCGGGAUCAUAGCACUGCAGACCGUCGCCUACAGCAUCCUGUGGGACUUGAAGUUCUUGAUGAGGAACCUGGCCCUGGGAGGAGGCCUGUUGCUGCUCUUGGCGGAGUCCCGGUCCGAAGGCAAGAGCAUGUUCGCGGGCGUCCCCACCGUGCGCGAGAGCUCACCCAAGCAGUACAUGCAGCUCGGAGGCAGGGUUCUGCUGGUGCUGAUGUUCAUGACGCUCCUUCACUUCGACGCCAGCUUCUUCUCGAUUCUCCAAAACAUCGUGGGCACAGCUCUGAUGAUCUUAGUGGCCGUCGGUUUUAAAACCAAGCUGGCCGCUCUGACCCUCGUCGUCUGGCUGUUUGCCAUCAACGUGUACUUCAACGCCUUCUGGACCAUUCCUGUGUACAAGCCCAUGCACGACUUCCUGAAGUACGACUUCUUCCAGACCAUGUCGGUGAUCGGAGGCCUGCUCCUCGUGGUGGCCCUGGGCCCCGGGGGCGUCUCCAUGGACGAGAAGAAGAAAGAGUGGUAACCGACCCCUCCCUGCCUGGCUGGGACCCGUGGCCGUCGAGGACUGGCUCGGGGUGGAUUCGACACAACUGCCGGCAUUUAUGUGUCCUCUUCCCUGCCCUCCCUUGGUAAAGGCACAGAUGUUUUGAGAAUUUCUUUGCAGACACCUGAAAUUUGGUGGCUAAAUCUGCUCUGGCCCCACAGCCUGGCACCCGACCGCCAGGGCAGGCCGGCUGGGCGCGGCGCCCCUCCCCCAGCCUGCCGUGCUGUGGCCUCGGUUCCCGUUCUUGUGUCUGGUUUGUGGGGGGGGGGCGCCUUCGAGCUGUACUGUGAGCAGAUACACUUGCGUAUCAUUCAAAGCGGUCUCCCUCUUACUGUUUUCUUAAGUUUACGUUUUUAGCUAAAACAAAAUGAUUUGGGAAGGCCCGGCCCAACGUCACACACGCUGCUCCGAGUUGUCCCCGCCCCGCAUUGCACUACUUGCAGGGACAGUGACGGCAUUUGGAGAGACCCAAACCCGAAGAACGAAGCAGGGCUGGGGGGGGCGGGCGUGCAAGGCUGCUGCUCACUGUGGGAGUCACUCACUCGUGAGCACACCGGCUCGGGUCGGCGCAGCGGUUUUGUGGGGUAAUCCGCGGCGAGCUGCGGUGGCUCAAGGUGGGGACGGCGGGGUUAGAAGUCCCCAGGUGCACCUGGAGCCCACGGGGACCCUCGCUCCCACCCUGGCCGGGCCGCAUGCCUGCAGGCCGGCUCCCGUGAGGGGCGUGGGAUGAGCAGGGGGCGGGGCGGCGAUAAAGCGGGCUCUCAGACCAGUUACCUCACCCCGUCUUCACACCGCAGCAGAGCCCGCCCGGUUCUCCUUUGGCUCGAGGGACUUUUCCCAAGCUGCGCAGCGGGGCGUGCUGUCUUCACAAGGCUGGGGCUCGCUCCGAUGGUCUUUGCUAUGCUGAAUGCGGCCCAAAUUACUUUUUACAGUUGUAAUGCCUUACCGAUUGGAUUUAAUCCUGUAUUUAAAGUUUUCUAACAUUGCCUUAUCCUGCGUGUCUCUCCCUGCUGCUCUCCUCAGCUCGUCCUCGGUCUCUGGGAGGGGAGUCCGGACACCUCUGUGGCCCCCCCCCACAAGCCUCCUGGGGCUGGCUGAGCAGGCUAGAACGAGGACUGCGCGGCACUGCCCUUUUCUCCUGGUUCUUAGCUAGACGUGCCAGCCUGAGGGCAUCCCCAGGGAUGCUGGCCGCCCCCAGCCGGGAGCCACAUUUACCAGCCAGACCGGGGACUCGGCCAGGGAACCCGCCCCGCCCUUGCCUCCCAGCUCCUAGAACCUCACCUGGCUCUGCAGUCCGGACCCACCAAACCCGAGGGGAGCAACGGCACCCCACCUCAUGCCCACACCCCGGCCCGUUGGAGGUUCGGCCCCAGAUGUCCCCAACCCGCCCCCCUUGCAAGCACCUCUGGCCUUUGAAAAGCAAUGGCUUCUGGACAAGGGGGCUUUUCUACUUCCUGCCACUAGGGAUGCUCACCACAUGAGGGGGGGGGGGGUCCUGACUCUGCGUGCCGGCCCUGGGUGUCAGCACAGCGCCACAGUCCUGUCAAAUGACACUCAGCCAAGGCUGUUCCUCUGGGACACCUUUUGACAGGGUGCGGGUCCUCGCCCCUGUGCUAGUGGGACCUUCGUCGUUCUGUGGAAACAGUCUGACCCCAGAGGCCAAAGGGUGCGGUCAGAGGUCCCCUCGGUGCUGGGCGAGGCUGCUGGGGCCUCCUGGCCCUCAGUGGGCCAGGGCCUGGGAACCGGGCAGAUGCCUUUGCAGGGAGGAGAGGAAAACACCACCUACCAAUUGGCUUUGGCAAAAACCGUUUGAGAAUUUUUUGGCUUUAUGUGGGAAAUCGGUAUAAAUCUCAUUUUAUGCUGUAUUUUAUAUCUUAGUUGUGUUUGAAAACGUUUUGAUUUUUGAAAACAUCAAAAUAAAUAAUGGCAUUUGUUGUA